CGUAGGCGCAGCGGGAAGAUGGCGGUGUCGGCUUUGGUCGCACGGGCAGCCGCAGGAAUCAUUCGACCCGUCAAUAUUUUGGUUUCUUCAGCCUUCCAAAGCUGCUCCAACUCUGUGCGUCUGGUUUCCACGCUGUCUGGACGACCUUUCGGCCACAUUCAAACGCCGCUUGUUUCUCCUGCUGCCAGUCUAGUUCCACCUGUUAGAAGUCUGGCAUGUGGGCACCCUUCAGCAAUCCUUAACAGCGUCACCCCUUUGCUUCCAACCAUCCUACGACCGCAGGUCAGAACUGUAACAUACUGUAGUUUGAGAAAAGGAAAACGGAAAUCUGUGAAAGCUGUGCUCUUCAGGUUUCUUCGCCUACACUGUGGUCUUUGGGUGAGGAAGAAGGCCGGUUAUAAGAAGAGGUUGUGGAAAAAGAAGCCUGCACGGAAAAGACGCCUCCGGGAACAGGUGUUCUGCAACAAAACUCAAAGCAAACUGCUCGACAAAAUGACCACGUCUUUCUGGAAGAGGCGGAACUGGUACAUUGAUGACCCCUUCCAGAAGUACCACGAUCGCACCAACCUCAAAGUGUAGGCCUGUGGACAGAUGACAUUUGGAACACAACGCUGGGGACUCUCUUCAUGUGUAGAUCUUUGUAUCUUUGUAUAAAGAUGAAUAAGGCAAAUGGUUUAAGUGGCAACAGCACAGAAUACCAGAAUAAAUCAGACUGGGUAACAAUAGGCUGUGUGUUUAUUAUAUUGGACUUUGUGGGGGAAAAGACAACUUUAGCAGGAUGUGAUCUGUAUUAAAUACAUGGGAUGUAUUCACCAUCUUGUUCUUGUUAA
This is a messenger RNA of Trichosurus vulpecula (common brushtail), 830 nucleotides long. RefSeq names its product mitochondrial ribosomal protein L35 (gene MRPL35). The transcript has 4 exons. Gene Ontology annotation, cellular component: mitochondrion; ribosome. NCBI's taxonomy places the organism in Eukaryota, Metazoa, Chordata, Mammalia, Diprotodontia, Phalangeridae. Gene Ontology annotation, biological process: translation. The record is from RefSeq and is a predicted model, not a curated record. Bases 19 to 579 code for a protein of 186 amino acids. Gene Ontology annotation, molecular function: structural constituent of ribosome.